GACAGUAGCCGAUGGUUUGACUUAUGUUUGACUAAUUGUCACAUUUUCGGCUUCUACACACAACGUCAAAGCACAAGAAUAAAUUAAAUUCAUGCAACGAAAGUAAACGUAUCACAAUUACAAUGUCGUUCAUCGAAUUUGAAAGUGGUUGGGAGAAGGAUAAAGCGCGCCAAGAGCUCAGAGAAGUUCGAACUGAAUUAUUGAAGCGAGCCGAAGAGAAUGCAAAACGUCGAGAUGAAAAAGAGCUACAGAAGAAAUUCCGUGGUGAUGAUCAAUGGAUGUUGCCGUCGGUAUCAAAGAGAAUAGAUGAACAAGCUGGCGAAAAAUCUAGCAGCAGUAAAAAGAAGGACAAGAAAUCGCAAAAAUCGAAAAAAUCAAAGAAGUCAUCAAAAAAACACAAAAAAGAGAAAAAGAAGAGCAAAAAACGAAAUUAUUCGUCGUCAAGUGAAUCGGAUGACAGUUCAGAGGAUGAGGAACGAGUUUCGAAGAGAAAGCGUAAACGAAAGCAUUUUAGCGACGCCAGUUCGUCGAGUUCAUCUGACAGUGAAAGUGAAGAGGACUCGUGGGUUGAAAAGGAGCAAAAUGAUGACAAAAACAAAAAAGACGCUGAGCCAAAGAAAAACGAUGAAGUACCAUUGCAACGUGAGGAUUGGCUCAGUGGAUUCAGUGGAUUUACCAAGAGCAAAGAGCCAAAAGAAUCGAAAAAAGAAGAGCGAAAAGGUAUCGACGCCUAUGAACCCGGUAAGAGUGUACGUGAAUUGAAUCCGUAUUGGAAAGACGGUGGCGAUGGUUUGCCGAAAGCGUUUGCAAAACCAAACUAUGACUCAGAUGAUGAUCAACCAGACGUGAGACGUUCGUAUCAAUCGAAGCCAAUUGGUAGAGAACGGCAAUCAAAUUGGAAAAAGAAAACUGAACCACAAACCCAACCGUCGACAUCAGUUUCCAAAGAGUAUAGUGCACCGAAAAGGGAGUCUCGAAGAAAAAGUUCACCAAGUUCGUCAUCAUCAGCAAGCAGAUCACCUUCACCCGCACCAAAGUCAAGUGAACCAAGCAGCAACGCAUUAGCAUGCCGAGACGACUUUCUAACUGAUCAGCAAAUGAAUGAAUUGGGAGCGAAACUGGUAAAAGCAGAAAUUAUGGGCAAUGAUGAACUUGCCCAGCAACUAAAAGAAAAACUGGAUAGAGCGCGAAAAUUCCGAACGGAGCAUAAAAACGAAGUAUUGGCCAAAUCGUUCGAGCGUCGCGCUGGUGUUGGAGCCAAAAGUAGGAAAGAUAAAGAAGAUUCUGUGGUGUUAUCAACGACAAAUAGUAAAGGUUUGAGUCGACCGGUGGUGAAAUCACAAGAUGAUAGCGACUUAUGGGGCGGUCGAGCCGGACGCAAGGCAAAAAAACAAAAACCGGUUGAAACACACGCAGGUGGCGAACGAGUACGGUACUUUGCCGAUGACGAUAGAUAUGACAUUAAACAAAUGUUCGAAUCGGAGAAAUUCACAUCAGCCGCCGAUCAAGAUAUGCAAUUUGCAAAUAUUGCCGGUAAACACAAGAAUCCAAACGAUGAUUUGGAGGAUAUCUUUGCGGACAAGGUGCGUAAAAAUAUCAACGAAAAUGAUGUGGAUAGAAAGGAACGGGAUCGUGCCAUUCGUGAGCAUCAAGAGAUGGAACGUACACUCGAUACAUGCGACAAAUGCUUCGAUUCGGCUAAAUUAGAAAAGCAGCUAAUUGUUUUCCUAGGGAAGAAUGCAUAUUUGUCAUUACCAUGGCAUGAAGGCUUGACCACGGGUCACUGUCUCAUUGCACCAUUGGCGCAUGUGUCAUGCUCAACGCAACUGGAAGAUGAUGUUUGGCAAGAGAUACGCGAAUUGAUGACUGCAUUGAAUCGAAUGUUCAGCUCUCGCAAACAAGACGUGAUAUUCUUUGAAACAGCACGCUAUUUACAUCGAAGACCGCACAUGGUUAUCCAUUGUGUGCCCAGUGCUGAGUUUGAAAUGGCACCGUUUUACUUUAAGAAGGCCAUUCAGGAGUCAGAAGCCGAAUGGGCCACAAAUAAACAGUUGGUCAGUCUAAAAGAUCGCGAUGUUCGCCGAUCAAUCCCAAAAGGAUUGCCAUACUUUUGGGUGAAUUUCGGUAUGGAAAGCGGUUUUGCGCACGUAAUCGAAGAUCAAGAUCAGUUCCCAAGUAAUUUUGCUCAGGAAAUAAUCGGUGGAAUAUUGAAUUUGGACGCUAGAUUAUGGAGACGACCCCGUAAAAUUCACAAUCCAAUACCGAAAGUGAAGCAAUUUGCCGAUUGGUGGAAACUAUUUGAUCCGACGCGAUAAGAAAACAAAAAUUUGUAAUUAUUUUGAAAGAAUAAAAAAGUUGUAAAAACAAUCGUAAUAAAAACAAAA
Molecule: messenger RNA, 2384 nt
Organism: Sitodiplosis mosellana (orange wheat blossom midge)
Lineage: Eukaryota; Metazoa; Arthropoda; Insecta; Diptera; Cecidomyiidae
Product: CWF19-like protein 2 homolog
Exons: 4
Coding region: 123-2315 (730 amino acids)
Biological process (GO): mRNA splicing, via spliceosome
Cellular component (GO): post-mRNA release spliceosomal complex
Source: RefSeq, a predicted model, not a curated record